Molecule: messenger RNA, 2372 nt
Organism: Scatophagus argus
Lineage: Eukaryota; Metazoa; Chordata; Actinopteri; Scatophagidae
Gene: hpn
Product: hepsin
Exons: 14
Coding region: 364-1647 (427 amino acids)
Biological process (GO): proteolysis
Cellular component (GO): membrane
Molecular function (GO): serine-type endopeptidase activity; serine-type exopeptidase activity
Source: RefSeq, a predicted model, not a curated record
CUUUCACUAACUUUGGCUCAGUUGGUCCAGUCCUCCAAAUGUUUUUCUCUGUUCUGUUAGAAGCGGGCGCCGGUGGUUUCGGUUGAGAGAAACGUUCGCUGAAAACUUUGUUACCGUUUUUUUCUUCUUUCUUUGGGUCUUGUCGCCUGUCUUCGAGGGAGAAAUUUUGUGCUAUUUCUUUCUUUACCAAGCGGACGAAAAAUCAUAUUUGUCGCUUGAGGAGAAGGCCAGAGCUCCACCUGCGGUAAGAAAAGACAGGCACUGCCAAGGGCUUAGAUCGCCUUCCUUGAGGAGUCAAGGAGGAAAGGAAGGAAGGAGACAGAUCGUUGUCUAUUGUUGGCCUCUGCUUCCUAGCGUGUACAUAUGUAUGCUGAAAAAGUCGUGACAGAGGGGAAGAUGGGGAGCAGGGGAAUCUCUCUGACCUGUGUGUUGACCCCUUGCCGUGUGAUUGCCGUGUGUGUGAUGCUGAUGACCUUGGGAGCUAUUGGAGCAGCCGUCUGGGCCGUAGUUACGUUUUGCACAAUGGAGGAAGACACAGGGCUGUAUGAAGUUCAGGUUAAUUCUGCUGACCAGCAUCUCAGAGUCUUUGACUCCACCCAGAAGAGGUGGCGUCAGGUGUGUUCCUCCCCAGCCAAUGAGCUGCUAGCUAGCAUCAGCUGUGAAGAAGUGGGCUUUGUCAGUGUGGUGAAUUACUCAGUCACAUCAGUGCCAGAGGCCAGUGGAGAUGGUGGGGAGUUUUUCUGUGUCAGACAGGAAGAACUCAGCUAUGGCAAAAAAAUCAAAGACUCAUUGUUCCCAUGUGACUGUGAGAGCAGGGAGGUUCUCACCUUGCUGUGCCAAGACUGUGGCAGGCGUAGUUUUGCAGCAGACCGAAUAGUUGGUGGUGUUGAUGCCAGACAGGGCAGUUGGCCUUGGCAGGUCAGCCUGCAGUACGAUGGAGUUCAUCAGUGUGGAGGAUCCAUCAUCUCAAACCGCUGGAUUGUCUCAGCAGCUCACUGCUUCCCAGAGCGGUAUCGCUUUGUCAAUCGCUGGCGUGUGCUGCUGGGCUCCAUCUAUAAUAAACCAGUCAACGCCAACGUGGCGGAGGUGAAGACCAUCGUUUACCACAGCAGCUACCUGCCCUUUGUAGAUGCUAACAUUGAUGACAACAGCAGGGACAUCGCUGUUCUGGCCCUCACUCAGCCCCUUGUUUUCAAUGAGUACAUCCAGCCUAUUUGCCUGCCAACAUAUGGUCAAAGGCUGAUAGAUGGGCAGAUGGGAACAGUCACAGGCUGGGGAAAUGUAGGAUACUAUGGUCACCUAGCAGAUGUUCUCCAGGAGGCCAACGUCCCUAUCAUCAGUGACGCUGUUUGUAAUGCUCCUGAUUACUACGACAAUCAGAUCACCACCAGUAUGUUCUGUGCUGGCUAUGAGAAAGGAGGCACUGAUGCCUGCCAGGGAGACAGCGGUGGCCCUUUUGUGGCAGACGACUGCCUGUCUAAGACCAGUCGGUAUCGUCUGCUGGGGGUGGUGAGCUGGGGAACGGGCUGUGCCAUGGCCAAGAAACCUGGUGUCUACACUAGAGUGUCCCGAUUUCUGCCCUGGAUAUCCUCAGCCAUGCGGAACUAUCACAACUCAGCGGGGGUCCACAAAAUGGCCCGGACAUGAGAUCCAUGCUCACAUGUUUCAGCUGUUUGUCCUAUUAGAUGAGAAAGACCUCACAGAUGUGAGCAGGGACUGUUUGACAGGGGAACAAAAGGCUGUGAUUUCCCCCUGAUGUCACGGUUCGAGAUUCUCCUUCUUACCUAAAACUUGUUAGUGAGGAUUUAACCACUUCCUGAACCUUCUCACAUUGUUGAAUGUCGACCAAUACCAGGGUUUUAAACUCUGAACAAAGAGUUACUGAAGUUCAAUAACUUACUGUUAUUAUGAAGUUAAAUAUUGAUAAACAGGAAAAACUGAUAUAAUAUUUGAAUCACUAUAUUGGAUUUUUGGAUCCGGCUUUGUAAAAUAUAAAAAGAUUAUAUUUCUGAGAUGAUGUUAUUUUUCUUCUCUUGUAUUUUUUUUGUUUUUAGCUACAUACUACUGUCACCAGAAAUUAUGUUAGAAAUAACCAUUAUAACUUAUGAGCCAAACAAAAAUAAAUUCAUUUUAAAUUGAAAGGCUCAGGUUCAUCUUAGGCAUUUUUCAAGGAUUCAUAAAAGAAGUGCGGGAGUUCUUUAGUGCCAGACGUCUGUAGUCAGUGUGCAGGGCAACAAGCCAUGUCAGUAGUUUGAUCUGAAACGUCAGUAAUCUGUUAUUCUAUUAACAUUAAAACAUUCUCCGGUGAGCUUUAUUUUGUAAAAUUACAGCACGCAUCAAACUCUUCUCAUUAAAUGCUUACUUUAGUGAAA